This is a messenger RNA of Ostreococcus tauri, 1062 nucleotides long. Its product is annotated as SET domain. The transcript has a single exon. Gene Ontology annotation, biological process: peptidyl-lysine monomethylation. Gene Ontology annotation, molecular function: protein binding; protein-lysine N-methyltransferase activity. The record is from RefSeq and is a predicted model, not a curated record. NCBI's taxonomy places the organism in Eukaryota, Viridiplantae, Chlorophyta, Mamiellophyceae, Mamiellales, Bathycoccaceae. The coding region runs from base 1 to 1062 and encodes 353 amino acids.
AUGUCGCGAAACGACCCCGUGCUCGAGAUACCGCUCGCGGAGUUUGGCAUCUUGGACGACCCGUCCGAGCGGACGACGUGGUCGAGGCAGUUAGGUCGCGCGCUCGUCGACGUCCACAGGCGCUCGCGAGCGAGUGAUCCCGGGCUCACGGAGACUAUGAGAACGUACGCGAUGACGCUACCGAAAUUCGGCGGCGAAGCGAUCGGAUUAGCGAACAACCCCGACGUCGCGUCCGCGCUCGCGGACGCGUGGGACUGUCGAGAGGCGGUGUCGGACAUGCAGACUUUCGGAGAGCAGAUCAGCAAUUCGUACGAGCAGGAGCUCGCGCUCGACCCGACGUUGCGGGAAGAUGAGUGGAGGUGGGCUCUUUCGAUGGUGCACUCUCGAACGUUUCGCAUCGAGGAUGAAUACGGGCGACGGGCGACGCGCAGAGCUCUCAUAGCCGCCGCCGAUUUACUCAAUCACUCCAGCGUGCGAGGGGAGGUGAACUGCGAUUGGUCGGCGAAUGAUGAUUAUUUCGUCGUCACGACGACUCGAGACGUGCGCGCAGGGGAGGAGCUGUGCAUUUCGUACGGCGAGCAAUGCGAUAGACACUUUGCGUUAUUCUACGGGUUUCUUCCUUCGCAGAACCCUUUCAAUCGCGUCAAACUCUUCUUUAACGGCCGAGAGGCGUUGGAUUGGUACCAAGAGUUGUGUGGGGCGGCUUCGGAUGCACCCGGGUGGUCAAAUGAAAAAGAACGCGUGGUGAAGCUGGUGUGCGACAAAUACGGGACGUACAAGAUGGACAAAAGCACGGGACUCCGACGCCGAGUAAUCCAGGAUCUCUAUCUGGGAGAAGGUGGCAAGGUGAGUGAUGCCAUGCUUCUGCUGUUCAAUGAGAUGUGCGGGGACGAAGAGAUGGCCAUCGCCGCGAUUCGCGAGAGGGCAAGUGAGCUGAGGGCGAACAUGUUGAAUACGACGGAACGCGUUGAAGCCGCACUUGCGGGCAGCGACGCGUAUUCGCAAAGUCUUGUUCGCGAGUAUCGACGAAGGAAGAUUGAUCUGCUCUCGCACAUUGUUUAG